CUGCUGAUAGACCGGUGUUGUAUUACAAUACAAACCAUAAUUCCUGUUUCACAACUCCUCUUGUGGGUUUUAAGGAGGGCCGGGGCGGUCCUGCCCCAGUGCGAGAGCGGCGUGGGCACAGCGCAGGCACCGGGCUGCGGGAGCAUCGCCGGCCGGCUCCAGGGCAUCGGGGCAGCCGCAGCCUCCCCGUGUCCCGCACAGGGGACAUUUGCACGGUUUCUGCCGGCAGAGGGACCACGUCGGAGCUGGAUGGACAUGGACUCGGCCUCAGAGCGGCUCAACGGCAGAGGUCCCUGCAUGAGACCCAAAUCCUCCAGGGCACCGGAGUCGUUCAAGCGGGUCGGGAUCCUCGUCCUGGCCGUGGUGCUCACCCUUGCCUGCCUGGUCGCCAUCGGGUUCCUGGUGAAAUUUUACCUGGAGCACCACUACCUGUUCUGCAAGCAGCCCCUAAAGCUGGUGCCGCUGCAGCGGGUGUGUGACGGACAGCUGGACUGUCUGCAGGGCGAGGACGAGGCCAACUGUCCCCAGUGGGUCCCCGAGGGGCCACCAGCCUGGGCCCGCGUUUCCAAAGACAGAUCCAUCCUGCAGGUGCUCAACAGUCACACUGGAGCCUGGUCCUGUGUGUGCCAUGACCACUUCACCCCGGCGCUGGCCAGAGCUGCCUGUGAGCAGAUGGGCUACAGCAGCACCCCAACAUUCCAGGGGGUGGAGGUGAGCGAGGGGCAGCCGCUGCCUCCCCGUGAGGUCAUGCUGAGCGACGGGAGCCUCCAGGUGCUUGAGCCAGGCAGGAAAUGCCUCUCGGGGUUGGUUGUGUCACUCUUCUGUUCCAACUGCGGGCAGAGCGUGAGGACCCCGCGGGUGCUGGGGGGCAGCCCGGCUGCCAUCGAGGCGUGGCCCUGGCAGGUCAGUUUGCAGUACAGGAAGGAGCACAUCUGCGGGGGCAGCAUCAUCGGGCCCGGCUGGGUGCUGACGGCCGCGCACUGCUUCAAGAACAACCCCAUCAUCCAGAGCUGGCGUGUCAAAGCUGGCUCUGACCUCCUGUCGGGCGCUGCCACCUUGGCCGUGGAGAAGGUGUUCCUGGCAGAGGUGACACCUGCGUCUCCCAAGGACAAUGACAUCGCCCUGGUGAAGCUGCGCUCUCCCGUGCACGACUCAGACAGCACCAAGCCCAUCUGCCUGCCCUAUUUUGAUGAGGAGCUGGUGCCUGGCACACCCCUGUGGGUGAUCGGCUGGGGCUACACAGAGGAGCACGGGAAGCUGUCGGAGCACCUGCAGCAGGCAGAGGUGGUGCUCAUCGAUGAGCGGAGCUGCAACCUGGCCGCCUACCACGGCGAUGUCACCGACAGGAUGCUGUGUGCCGGCCUGCCCCAGGGUGGCGUAGACACCUGCCAGGGGGACAGCGGCGGGCCCCUGCUGUACUCAGGUGGGCACUGGCAGGUCGUGGGCAUCGUCAGCUGGGGCCAGGGCUGCGGCACCCCCAGCACACCCGGUGUCUACACCAGUGUCCGUGCCUACCUCGACUGGAUCUCCUCCGUGCGCAGGCACACACCCCCUCCCCAAAAAGCCCCAGAAAGCCUCUGCAGCCCCCCCAAAGCCCCCGAGGUGACAGCAGGGACCCCACUGGUGCUGGCACAAGCCACCGAGGCAGCCCGCUCCCCCGGAGCAGCAGUGUGCACACGGAGUUACAUUCCUAAAAACUGCUUGUGGCGGUGGCAGUGUCACAACACCUGGCACCAGAGCGCCUUCCACCCCGGGGUGGUGGCAGAGCCAUGCAGGGCACCUCACACCUCCAGAGACGUAGCUCAGACUCGCUGUCCCCAGCUUGCAGCACCCCUCAUCCCCGAGCACCUCACCAUCAAAGCCAAGGAAACCUCACACCCACCCCCGCUGCUUCCUCCCGUCCUCCUGCGCCAUUCCAUCUGCACGGCCAGCUCUGAGCAUCCCCACCCUGCUCCAGAAACCUUCUGGAUGCAGCAGGCAGCUCCCAGCCACCUCAGCUCAGCCCCGCCAGCACCCAGCCUGUCACCCCACCCUCCGGGCACGCCGGGACCCCCGGUGCCGAGCACCCGGCCCCAGGCACCCACCCACCCACCCGGCCCUGUCCUGCCUGCCCGGCACCCUCUUGCCUGUGCUCAGAGCGGAGCCGGCGGCUCCCUCUGCCCCAGCAGCCUCCCAGUCCGAGUCCGCGAGAAGCUCCCAGUCCCUCCGGCAGCCGCAGCCUUGUCCGAGAAGCAGUGCAGGUUGCAGGCACGUGUGUAA
Molecule: messenger RNA, 2259 nt
Organism: Cinclus cinclus
Lineage: Eukaryota; Metazoa; Chordata; Aves; Passeriformes; Cinclidae
Product: transmembrane protease serine 4-like
Exons: 16
Coding region: 250-2259 (669 amino acids)
Biological process (GO): proteolysis
Cellular component (GO): membrane
Molecular function (GO): serine-type endopeptidase activity; protein binding
Source: RefSeq, a predicted model, not a curated record